Molecule: messenger RNA, 1150 nt
Organism: Cynoglossus semilaevis (tongue sole)
Lineage: Eukaryota; Metazoa; Chordata; Actinopteri; Pleuronectiformes; Cynoglossidae
Gene: prokr1a
Product: prokineticin receptor 1a
Exons: 2
Coding region: 26-1138 (370 amino acids)
Biological process (GO): neuropeptide signaling pathway
Cellular component (GO): plasma membrane
Molecular function (GO): neuropeptide receptor activity
Source: RefSeq, a predicted model, not a curated record
ACUGACCAUGCUCACUUGACCCAGAAUGGAGGACCAGACCAACAGCAGUUUGUCUCUGACAGACUACUUCCUGGACUACGAGGUUCCAGCUGACCAGAUCCCAGACACCACCCAGAGCACGGCCUUCUUCGCGGCCACCUUGGUGAUCGCAGUGGUCCUGGUGGUCAUCAUGCUGGUCUGCGGCGUGGGGAACUGCCUCUUCAUUGCCAGCCUCGCUCGCUACAAGCAGCUGAGAAACCUGACCAACCUGCUGAUCGCCAACCUGGCCGUGUCAGACGUGCUGGUGGCGGCCGUGUGCUGCCCGUUUCUGCUGGAUUACUACGUGGUCAAGCAGCUGUCCUGGGACCACGGCCUCCUGCUCUGUGCCUCCACCAACUAUCUGCGCACCGUCUCCCUCUACGUGUCCACCAAUGCACUGCUGGCCAUCGCCGUAGACAGAUACAUGGCCAUCCUCCACCCACUGAGACCUCGGAUGAAGUACCAGACCGCCUGCUGCGUCAUCUUGACUGUGUGGAUUGUCCCCGCCUUUAUCUCUAUUCCCUCUGCCUACAUGGCCUCUGAGACACAGUACCCACACGUCCAGGGUCACACCCAUAAAACCUUCUGUGCUCAGAUCUGGCCCGUGGACCAGCAAGUCUACUAUCGCUCGUACCUACUCCUCAUCAUCGCCCUGGAGUUUGUGGGCCCGGUGACGGCCAUGGCCGUCUGCUACAUCCAGAUCUCCAGGGAGCUGUGGUUCAAAGAUGUUCCAGGCUUCAAGACGGAGCAGAUCCAGAAGAGGCUCCAGAGGCGCCGCAGGACCGUAGUGCUACUGAUUCUGGUUCUUGUUGCUUACGUCUUGUGUUGGACUCCGUAUUAUGGCUUUGCUGUCCUGCGGGACUUUUUCCCUACACUCAUCUCCAGGGACAGGAACUCCCUCGUCGCCUUCUACAUCAUUGAAUGCAUCGCCAUGAGCAACGGAGUCAUCAACACGCUCUGCUUCGUCAGUGUGAGGAACAACGCCAAGCGCCUGAAAAGAAAAGGCAACUUCCCACGGAGGUUGGUGACGUUCGUGGCCACCAAGUACACAGAAGAAGGCGAGGCACGGACGUCGUCCCUCCGAGUGACGGAGGAGGUGGAUGGAGUUCGGCUGAGGUAGAGCGACUGAAGA